AUGUCUGCUGCUUUGAAAACUCUGGGGAGUUUCUUCCGAGUACCACAAGUUUCGCAGGCAGAAAUUGAAUCAUUUCACGACGCGCACUUCUCCAACGCGUCCAUCGGGCAUUUCGAUUUCCAAUUUUUCCGGCCAGAAAAUGCAGAAGGUAAUAGUCAAUACUACGAAGAAAACGAAGAGUAUUACGAGGAGUAUUACGAAGAGGAUGAUGGCCUCGGCUACUACCCCGAUGGCGUCAAGCGCACCCUAACCGACGAGCAAAUCGCGAUUUUCCGACAUUCAGAAAUCGAAGCCCUGCGUCGCGUCGAAUCCAAAGCUGAUAAGCUCAGGAAGGAAUCGGCGGCGUUGUUACAGGCAGCUAAGGAAGAGGACGCGUCUAAUUCCAUCUCUGAUUCGAUACCACAAUCUCCAACCAAUAUCAAAGCCGAGAAUUCUGAUAAGGCGGAGAUUAAGGAAGAGGAGGAUGGCGAAGUGCAGGAUGGUAGUGAAGACGGCGAGAUCGAAGUAGAGCAACCCCAACUUACAAAAGCCGAAAUAAGGCGCCAAAAGCGACAGCGCUCGAAGCGAAAGAAACAAGACCAACGUAAAUUCAAUCCCGAGAAGAAGCCUGAUUUACGAAAGAGGACCUGGGACGUGGUUGAAGCUGGUAUGGACAGCUUGGAUUACGAUGAAUUCGAUGGAGCCCAGGAUGCGUCUGCAACUCCUGCGGCACAGCGCCGACGUAUUUCGUACGACGAUUGA
This is a messenger RNA of Hypoxylon trugodes, 741 nucleotides long. RefSeq lists its product as uncharacterized. Bases 1 to 741 code for a protein of 246 amino acids. Lineage: Eukaryota; Fungi; Ascomycota; Sordariomycetes; Xylariales; Hypoxylaceae. The record is from RefSeq and is a predicted model, not a curated record. The transcript is spliced from 2 exons.